Neltuma alba is the source of this 762-nucleotide messenger RNA. Its product is annotated as ATP-dependent DNA helicase PIF1-like. The coding region runs from base 1 to 762 and encodes 253 amino acids. The record is from RefSeq and is a predicted model, not a curated record. Gene Ontology annotation, biological process: telomere maintenance; DNA repair. Gene Ontology annotation, molecular function: DNA helicase activity. The transcript is spliced from 2 exons. Lineage: Eukaryota; Viridiplantae; Streptophyta; Magnoliopsida; Fabales; Fabaceae.
AUGCUUCUAUGCUGUAGUCUUCAACGACCACAUUAUGUCUGGACUCAGACAGCCAAACUUAUUUCUGAGGACAUGUUUUACAUUCCUCGAAGUGAUCCAAUUUAUGCAUGCAUUAACAUAAGUGAUAUAGAGAAGGAACAAGCUGCUCUUAAAGAGAUCGAGACUUUUCUUCGCCAAAAUGGUAAGAGUCUUGAAGACUUCCCUUUAAUGCCUGUACUUCCAGAGGUUGAACCAAUUGAUGUAACCAAUCAUCUUAUUAUGCAAGAGUUGAGUUAUGACAAGCAAGCUUUGCAAGUAGAAGCAAGUCAACUGGCUAAGUCACUUAAUACUGAUCAGAAAGAGAUAUAUGAUAAGGUUAUGAGUUCGUUAGACCAAGUUAAUGGUGCUUUCUUUUUUGUAUAUGGUUGUGGUGGUACUGGGAAGACAUUCUUGUGGAAUGCUUUGACUUCAUCAUUGCAUGGUAGAGGUGAUAUUGUAUUAACAGUUGCAUCUAGUGGAAUUGCAGCUACCCUAUUACCAUCAGGCAGGACCGCACAUUCAAGAUUUGUUAUCCCUAUUCAAGUUAAUGAGUUAUCUAUUUGUGGGAUCAAGCAAAACUCUCCACUCACUCAUCUACUUCAAAAGACAAAACUAAUCAUAUGGGAUGAGGCUCCAAUGGUUCAGCGGUAUUGUGUUGAAGCCGUUGACAGAACAUUACAGGAUAUUAUGCAUUGCACAUCUCCAUUUGGAGGUAAAUGCAUCAUUAUGGGAGGUGGGAGGUGA